Messenger RNA from Ziziphus jujuba (common jujube), 1849 nucleotides. RefSeq names its product polyadenylate-binding protein RBP45. The coding region runs from base 257 to 1552 and encodes 431 amino acids. The transcript is spliced from 7 exons. NCBI's taxonomy places the organism in Eukaryota, Viridiplantae, Streptophyta, Magnoliopsida, Rosales, Rhamnaceae. Gene Ontology annotation, cellular component: cytosol. The record is from RefSeq and is a predicted model, not a curated record. Gene Ontology annotation, molecular function: mRNA binding.
GGAAAAAAAUCCUCUUUCGCACCGACCCUUUUGGUGGGAUUAGGAUCUCUUCCCUCAAUCCCUUCUAUUUCUUCCCCAACCCAAACCUAGGGUUUGCGCCGAUCUCACUCUUCUCCGUUCCGUUAUCCUCGACGGAGGCAAUUUAAACCCUUAUUUUCCUUAUCCCUAAAAAAGGUUCUUCCUUUUUUUUAAUUUUCGUUUCUUUUUCUUCCAUCUUUUUUGUUUUUUAAAUUUUCUUUGAAAGGGGAUUUAGAUAAUGAUGCAACAGCCGGCAGCCGGAGUGGUCCCACAGCCGAUGCAAGGGUUGCCGUCCGAUCAGCAGGGUCAGCAGCAACAGUACCAGCAGGCGCCGCCACCACAGCAGCAGUGGAUGAUGAACCCGCAGCAGCAGCAGCAGCAGACUGCCGCCCAACAGGUACCUCCUCAAGCCGCUUUCGCAGCCAUGUCGUACCCGCCUCAGGCUUUGCAGGGUCAGCAGUACCAGCCUGCACCCGGUACCACCACUGAUGAGAUCCGCUCGCUCUGGAUCGGUGACUUGCUGCCCUGGAUGGAUGAGAACUAUAUUCUGAGUUGCUUCGCCCACACUGGAGAGGCAGUCACGGCAAAAGUUAUUCGGAAUAAGCAAACGGGUAUGCCAGAAGGAUAUGGUUUCAUUGAGUUUGCCUCUCGUGCUGCAGCAGAGAGAGUUUUGCAGACAUAUAAUGGCACGCUGAUGCCAAGUACCGAUCAGAAUUUCCGGCUUAACUGGGCCACACUUGGUGCUGGUGAGAGGCGGCAAGAUGAAGGUCCGGAGUAUACAAUUUUUGUUGGAGAUUUGGCAGCUGAUGUUACUGAUUAUACUUUGCAAGAGACGUUUAGAUCUGUAUACCAUUCAGUGAAGGGGGCAAAAGUUGUUACUGAUAGGACCACUGGGCGCUCUAAGGGAUAUGGGUUUGUUCGGUUUGGUGAUGAAGGUGAACAACUGCGUGCCAUGACUGAAAUGAAUGGUCAGUUUUGCUCUACUAGGGCCAUGCGGAUUGGGCCUGCUGCUACGAAGAAACCUGUUGGUGGUGGUGGUGGUGGUGGUGGUGGUGGUGGUGGACAGCAAUAUCAGAAAGCUACUUACCCAAAUGCUCAAGGAAACCAGGGCGAGAAUGAUCCAAAUAAUACAACAAUAUUUGUUGGGGGUUUGGAUUCAAGUGUCAAUGAUGACAUGCUGAGACAAGUAUUUAGUCAGUUUGGUGAGCUAGUGCAUGUAAAAAUACCUGUAGGCAAACGAUGCGGUUUUGUUCAAUUUGCUAACAGAUCUUGUGCAGAGCAAGCACUAUCAAUGUUGAAUGGAACCCUGUUAGGAGGACAAAGUAUUCGACUUUCAUGGGGCCGUAGCCCUUCAAGCAAACAGAUUCAGCCAGAUCAGGCACAGUGGAAUGGUGGUGGGUUUUAUGGAUAUCCUCAAGGAUAUGAUGCAUAUACAUAUGCACCUCCUGCCCAAGACCCUAACAUUUAUUAUGGAGGCUAUGCUGGAUAUGGAAAUUACCAACAGCCUGGUGCUUACCAACAGCCGCAGCAGUGAUUUGGCCCAAUCAUCAUUUAUAUUGGAGGAUUUUAGUUGCAGUGGGUAUUCCGUAGCAUGUUCUGCGGCUUUCAUGUCAUGUUUUAGUUUUAUUUUCUUCAUCUUGGAUUUUUUUUUUUUUUAUAUAUAUAUUUAUCUUUUAGUCUCGCUGUCCUUAAGUUGCUCGUGGCAUCCUGUGUUUGAAGGUGCUACUGUUCAGAUGGUACAACUUUAAAUGGUUUUUACUUAUGAUCUUAUACUUUGCUACAUACUGUAUUUGACUUUAUAUUGUCUUAGUGGUGAUGUUUUUAUAUGCUA